Molecule: messenger RNA, 309 nt
Organism: Hydatigera taeniaeformis
Lineage: Eukaryota; Metazoa; Platyhelminthes; Cestoda; Cyclophyllidea; Taeniidae
Source: the annotation of a GenBank genome assembly
AUGGAUUCGCUAUCCGAAUGCAAAGAUAGGGUAACGGACUUCGGUGAAUCUGCAUUUGUUAUUCUGGUGUGCUUCUCGCGUCAGGACCUAUCAACGCAUAACUCAACGACACACAAGCAGGACCCGCGGCCCUAUCGCUGCGAUCAAUGCGGACGCCAAUUCUCCACUUGCGCCUACCUCUCCCAACAUCGUCGCAUUCACAGCGGCAUCAAGCCCUACGUCUGUCGUUAUUGCGACCGCAAAUUUACUCAAUUGAGUCACGUGCAACAGCAUGAAAGGAUUCAUACCGGCGAGAAGCCUUACAAGUAA